Molecule: messenger RNA, 6148 nt
Organism: Varanus komodoensis (Komodo dragon)
Lineage: Eukaryota; Metazoa; Chordata; Lepidosauria; Squamata; Varanidae
Product: oocyte zinc finger protein XlCOF6-like
Exons: 6
Coding region: 6-2336 (776 amino acids)
Biological process (GO): negative regulation of transcription by RNA polymerase II
Molecular function (GO): RNA polymerase II cis-regulatory region sequence-specific DNA binding; DNA-binding transcription repressor activity, RNA polymerase II-specific
Source: RefSeq, a predicted model, not a curated record
GGCGCAUGCUUGCAUCUGCUCCUGAGGAUUAUUCCCCGCUGAAUGCGGGGCUCACCUCCGUCUCAGCCGGAGUCCUCGUGGAGCCCACGUGGUGGGCGGCGCCGCCUCACUGGCCCCUUCUCCCCCUGGGCACCAGUGGCUGCCCUGCCCCGCUCCACUUGCCGGCUCCAGCCACAGGGGCGAGUCUCAGUGCAGGACACAAGUCAGAAGAUCUCAUGCGGGGCCGGCAGGGGAUGGGGCCCGUGAAUGGCAGGUUCCGGAAAAGCGUUGCCAUCACUGGAGGUCCAACCCAAAGAGGCCCCGAUGCCAUUAGGGCUGGGAGAAGCAGAGAAUUCGGGGAGGAAAUGGCGCAGGAGGUCCUGGGUGAGGACAUGGCCAGCCCACACGUGCAGCUGCAGCGUUUUGGGUGCCUCCGCUAUGAGGCAGCCAAGGGACCCCGGAAGGCCUGCAGCCAAGUCCAUCAACUUAACAGUCAGUGGCUGAAGCCGGAGCGACACACGAAAAAUCAAAUGCUGGACCUGGUGGUGCUCGAGCAGUUCCUGGCCGUCCUGCCAGCAGAAGUGGCGAACUGGGUGAAGGAAUGCGGAGCGGAGACGAGUUGCCAGGCAGUGGCCCUGGCGGAGGGCUUCCUCCUGAGCCAGGCCGAGGACAGGAGGCAGGAGCAGCAGCAGGAUCUUAUUGCAGAAGCGGGACCUGAUUCCCCUGCAUGGAAAGAGGCUCCAUUGGGCACAAGGAAGAGCUCGGCACAAAGGGGGAUCUGGCAGGAGGAAGACAGACGUGCUGCCUGGCAGGGGGCUGGAAUGAGGCCAGCGGUGGGUGCUCAGCCUUCUCUUGUGGAACCAGAUGGAGUGGAACCUGAGCAGGCUCUGGUGACCUUUGAGGAGGUCGCCGUGUGCUUCACGGAGGAGGAGUGGGCCCUGCUGGAUGCCGACCAGAGAGCCCUGCACAGCCAGAUCAUGGAAGAGAACCGAGGAACUGUGGCCUCUCUCGAAAUUGACAGGUGGGAUGUGGAGAAUAUGAGAAGACCAAGUGGAAUGUCAGAGAAAAUUAGGAAUAGCAAAGAGGUGGGAAGGGAAACUGAACUAAACCAGAAUAGGAGGAACAAUUCCUUUGCUUCUCAGAGCAAUGGCAACCAUGAUAGCAUAUUCCAAGAAGAAAUACGUAAAAGCCAGGAAAAAGAUCAGUGCCAUGAAAAUAAGGAAACUAUUCCUUCUACAUCAAGUAUCCCAUUGAAGAAACGGUAUACUUGCAAGGAGUGUGGAAAGAGCUUCAGUCAGAAGACCCACAUCACUUGUCAUCAAAGAACCCACACAGGAGAGAAACCGUAUCACUGUCCUCAAUGUGGAAAGAGCUUCAGUCAGAAGAUCCAUCUUACACGACAUCAAAGAACCCACACUGGGGAGAAACCAUUUCAUUGCUUGCAGUGUGGAAAGAGCUUCAGGGACAAGAUGAAUCUGACUUGUCAUCAAAGAACACACACAGGAGAGAAACCAUAUCACUGUUCGAAGUGUGGAAGGAGCUUCAGUCACAAGGUAACCCUUACUCAUCACCGAAGAACUCACACAGGGGAGAAACCGUUCCAUUGUUUGCAUUGUGGAAAGACCUUCAGACACAAAAAGAGUCUCACAUCUCAUCAAAGAGCACACACUGGGGAGAAACCGUUUCAUUGUUUGAAGUGUGGGAGGAGCUUUAGUCACAAGAAAUCUCUUAUGCACCAUCAAAGAACUCAUACAGGGGAGAAGCCCUUUCAUUGUCUGGAGUGUGGAAAGUGCUUCAGUCAGAGUAGGUACCUUCGUUCCCAUCAAAGAUCUCACACAGGGGAGAAACCCUUUCGUUGUUUGGACUGUGGAAAAAGCUUCAGUCAGAAACAUCGUCUCACUUAUCAUCAAAGGACUCAUACAGGGGAGAAACCCUACCAGUGUUUGGAGUGCGGCAAGAGCUUCAGUCUGAAUAAAUACCUUACCUCUCAUCAAAGAAAUCACACAGGGGAGAAACCCUAUCAUUGUUUGGAAUGUGGAAAGAGCUUCAGUGAGAAGGGAACUCUGACGCAGCAUCAAAGAACUCACACCGGGGAGAAGCCGUUUCAUUGUUUGCAGUGUGGAAAGAGCUUCAGUCAGAAGGCAACUCUCACUUCUCAUGAAAGGACCCACACAGGAGAGAAACCUUUUCAUUGUCUGGAGUGUGGAAAGAACUUCAGUCAGAAGAAAUGCCUUACUUCUCAUAAAAGAGUGCACAUAGGAGAGAAACCAUAUCCUUGUUUUGAGUGUGGAAAGAGCUUCACAGAGAUGAGUUCCCUUAGUUCUCAUCAAAUAAUUCACUUAGAGGAGAAAAUAUAGACAUAGUUGGAAUGUGGAGAGUGCUUCAUUCGUGAGGUCAUUCACUUCUCAGCAAAUAUAUAAUCUCUAAAUUUGCUUGGAAUACACAUAAAUUAUCUGAUCUUACAUCUGAUCUCAUAAGUCUCCCAAGGAUAUAUCAUAGAAAAUGGAAUGAGAUUCAUUUAGAAUGAACUCAUAUUUCACAUUAGAGAAUGGAGAAUUGUUACAUAGGUGAAUGCCAGCGAAGUCAUCAAUGUGCUGAAACUACAGCAGCGGAAAAGACAAUAAACAGUUUUCUCAGACAAAUAAAUAGAUAUAAUGGCCAAGAAGAAUUUCUAGAAUAUGGUGCUAGGCAGGUUUUCUCAGUUAAGUCAAUUUCUACUUUCUUUAAUGAAUGUUGUAUUUAUUUUUUGUAAAAGGGUUUAGAAAAAAAUCACACAUUCUAACAGUGGAUGAAUUCACAGAACCAGGAUGAUGCUUCAUAAAAGGAGAAGAGUAGGGAAAAGCGCUCCAUCGUUUCAGGCUACAACAUUUUAUUGUUUAUUAAAUGACUCCUUUUAAUCUAAUAUCCUUCACUGUGGAGAUUUUCUUAAUGAAAACUAGAAUUGUGUGAGAUUCAAACCAGAGUGUUAAAAAUUGGCAUGGGAACAUUCAAGCGUGCUUACCACUGGCACAUUUCUCUUUUUUUAGUCUAGUUUUUGAAAGGUAGAUCAUAGCUUUCUCUCAAACUGUGGUGAAAAGUACAGAUGCACUGUAGUUUGUCUGACUGAGGAAGUUGCCUUUUAGUGGUUGGUAAGAUUCUAAGUAGCAGGUCAAAAGCUCUCAAGUUUAUCCUCCCCUAUCAAGGUCUGUUGCCAUGUGGCAAAAAAUAAGUAAGGCAUUCCUGCCCCAUUAACCCCCAUGUCAGCAGAGUCGCUGCCAGAGUUCCUGGCACCAUCCAGACGAUAUCAUCUGCUCAUUUUAGGAGGACGCUGCAUUGCAGUUGUAUCUGUUAGGUUGGAUGUACAAUGCCUAUGCCUUACAGACAAUGCUGUGUAUUACUACAGGACAGUAUGCAAUAUUGCUGGUGUAAAAUUACUCUGGGGCAUUAUGGGAAAUGAACUCAUAGCCAACUGCCAACCAAGGCCUUUACUCCAAGUCUCAAGUCUCUUAAGCCUCAAGAGCCAACUUUAACAGAAAAAAGGAGGCAUUGGUUGGCAGGGGAGAGUUGUAAACCCCCUCGCCAAAAAGAAGAGCCGAAUCCUGGCCUGGCCUUCCCUCUAUUGCCCUGCCUCCGCAGUGGUCAUGCCUGCCUUCCAGCCCAUCACAGAUGACUUCCACUGAGGUUACCCCAGGAAAUCCUGCCGAAAGCCAAAUGCAGGCGGUAAACCCUGGAGCGACUUGGAGGUAAAACAGCCGAAAUCUUGAGCCAUUCAUUUGUUGCUGCUGUCAAGGUUGAGUCACUGACACAACUUGAGUUGGGCUUGGGGACUCGAGUGGAGCAACUUACUCCCAACAGCGGCUGCUACCGUGGCCAGAUAAGUUAACCAGGGUCCAUAAUUAGAGGAGGGGGCCCAUCUGAGUGCACUUUGCCCCCCCCUCACCUCCAGGAGCUGGCUGUGCAGAUGGCUGUUUUACCGCAGAUGGAUACUUGGCUUCGAAGAAGCAGGGGGUUGGACCCGAGGGCCUUCUAGGCCUCUUCCAGCUGUAUGAUUCUAUGAGACUGAGCACAGUGUGGAGGAAGAAAACAGUUGUUGGAAAGCUUGUGGAUAGUGAUCAACUAGAUCAGCUGGCCAGCAGACUCCCAUACCUUCUGCAGUGAUUGCCAUCAGGUCAGUCCUCCUCGCUGAAGUUCUUCCACUGCCUCCAGCAGCACAUCUCCCCAUAUCUACCAGGUGCUGUUAAAUACUGCAGAAUACUGUAACACCAACAUGGUCAACUCAGAGGAUUCCUCUUGUUCAGGCACUUCAUAGGACCAGGACACAAGAGGCCUUUGUUCCUGGCUCCAAGCACUCAUUCCUCCCCACCUUGCUUGGGCUUAAAACACAUAGGCAGAUGUGGUUGCAUCUGGGGCAAUCUGAGCUGUUAGAAAGCAUGGUUGGUGACAUCACACAUCAUCCUUGCUUGGCAUGUGACAUGUCUGUGAAGAAAGCAGCCUUCUCUUCCAAUAUGGGUAGCUGCAACCAAUGCCUGUUGGUUGAUUAAAAUUCCAUUAGUUGUGACUAGAGUUGACGCUAUCUUACAUUGUUUCAAGCUCCAGAAAGCCAAGAAAUGGGAAGCGAAGGCCCAUGCCAUAACAGUCAUGCCCGGUACCCUGUCCCUUGAUAAGCAGAGCCACAAAAUGUGCUUUUGUAGAACUUACCUUCUGUGGACCCAUAUUUUUCUUGGUCUUUCAUGCCUACAUCCAUGAGAACAUCAGGAGAGUCCUGCGGGAUCAGUCCAAGGGGCCAUCCUUCCACUUGCAUAGUGGACAAGGAACUGCCCAUGGUUAACCCACAAGGAGAACAUGCAUAGCAACACUCUUCCACCCAUGUGUGGAGCCCAGCAGCCUCUGAUACUGGAGGACUAUCAGGACUAGGGGUCCUUGAUUGUCUUCUUCACACAUUCCUCCAGUCCACUCUUAAAGCUGUCCCAAGUGGUGGUGAUCCAGGUGGAAGGGAUGGAGUUUCUAGAGCCAGCAAAAUGGCCCAGCUGGUUUUGUAUUGCUUUACGAAGCAUUUGAACCAAUAGUGCAUUGCUAGAGGAAUUCUGUGCAUCGACCUGAGAAUGCUCACUGCUUACAAUUGCUGGCAGGAUGGAACAAACCAUCGGAGGAGGCCUUCUUCUAGCAACCUUCACCAUCCCUGAUUUUCAUGACCUUCUGAGAAGACUUAAUUGUGUGCGAGUUCAGCUUUUCUUCUGGACUUAGAGCUGCAUCAGAUUUCCACCAGCAGCCACACAACAAAACACUCGGGGUUGCCUUGGAACUUGAGGUGCUUGGAUGGGACAGAAUGUGCUUUGUUGUUGUUGUUAGUUGCGAAGUCGUGUCCGACCCAUGGACAACGCUCCUCCAGGCCUUCCUGUCCUCCACCAUCCCCCGGAGUCCACCCAAGCUCACGCCGACUGCUUCAGUGACUCCAUCCAGCCACCUCACCCUCUGCCCUCCCCUUCUUUUAGAAUGUGCUAGAUGUGUUAAAGAACAAUAUCCAUUAUCUACCACACUUGGGUGGUCACCAGGACACUUGGUGCUGGACCUUGUUGUGGUUGCUGUUGAGCUCAAAUUCCAGGACACAACAAUGCAGGUGGCAGUUGGUGACAAACGUUGGACCCUUUAUUCCGCAACUUGACACAGCUAAGCAUCUAUGAGAUUCCAUAUCCGUGAUCGAACACAUCAAAGGAUACCCCAUAGCACUGAAGCCUGCAGAGCCUGGCCUGUUCCGUUGAGAGCGAGGGUUUUCUGGAACUCCUCUGUGUGAAUCUUACUGGGAUAUGUAACAUUUGGGGGGAAACCCGGUGCCAGGGUGUAGCAUUGUGUGAAUAGCUGGUGACGGACUUUAUAGGGUCAAAACUGGGCAGCAUCAAUUGGAGUGGUCACAAUGGAACAAGGUCCUGAACAAUAACAGCCGUGAACAAAUGUUAUUGACCCAAGGAGGAGAGCUUGAAGCAUAAACAUUGAGCUUCCCAGGGUAAAAAAAAAAACCAAUUAUUUUGAGACAGUUGCAUCAUUCCAUAUUGAUGUACCCAUUUGAUUUGUUGUUGUUCACUAGCUUUUGUACUAGAAAUCCAGAUUUGAGGUAAUAGAUUGGUAGAACAGAUUUAGUAAUGUUGAAAAUAAUCUUGUAUUAAAUGGAAACAAAUUCUGAACACAAGUAAAA